Lactuca virosa is the source of this 231-nucleotide messenger RNA. The record is from the annotation of a GenBank genome assembly. NCBI's taxonomy places the organism in Eukaryota, Viridiplantae, Streptophyta, Magnoliopsida, Asterales, Asteraceae.
AUGAGUCGACAGAAGUCUGGGAGUGGAAGAGCUGUUGAAGCUUCUCUUUCAUCAUCUCCUUCAUUGAAAGGGAAAAGAGAUGUGAUGGCUAAACAUUCAGAGGCAAUGGACUUCAGAGAUUGGUGCAAAAAUGAAUGUGUCAAGCUUCUUCGAUCCAAAGGCCUCCUGUAUGUCGAAUAUGUCUUCAUUAAUAUGGAUACGAGGUUUGUGGGCUGUUGGCUAAUGUUUUGA